Messenger RNA from Cricetulus griseus (Chinese hamster), 1200 nucleotides. The record is from RefSeq and is a predicted model, not a curated record. Lineage: Eukaryota; Metazoa; Chordata; Mammalia; Rodentia; Cricetidae.
AUGAGUGAGGUGAAGGAAGAUGGGGGCUUCGGCGCUCACAUGGGGGGUGUGCAGAAUAGGAAUGAUAGCUCACAAACAGAAAUUCACCCUCCCAAAAAUGCUCAGCCGCACUUCCGGAACAAUCAAGUAUCUGGACCACUAGAGGUUGCCCAAAAGCUUCGUGAAUUAUGCUAUCAGUGGCUGAUGCCAGAGACCAACUCAAAAAGUCAGAUGGUAGAAUCUCUGGUGCUAGAGCAGUUCCUGAACAUUUUGCCCGGGGCAAUAAAGAACUGGGUGCGAAAGCAUCGUCCAGAGGAUGUCAAACAGGCCAUGUCUCUUGUUGGAUUCUUGCAGACAGAGCCUGAUGCCGUGCCCAACGAGGUCUUGUUGACAUUUGAAGAUAUAGAAAUGCAGUGUUGUGAGGAGGAGCGGGGUUUACUGGGUCCUUCUCAGAAGACAUGCUACAGUGAUGUCACGCUGAACAUCUGCAAUAUAGCCACCUCUCUAGGGACAGGGUUAAAGCCAGAAGAUGACAUGGGAAAUGAUGAGUCCAAAUCUGCCUCUAUAUCAGAAAUAGAAGCAAGAUCAUCAUCAAAAGUAUCAAAAACCAGGAAGAAAACUACCCAGAAAAAAACCAGCAGGGAAGGCCAUGUAGAUACACUCGGGGUACAGGAAGGUGGUCAGGCUCUUCUGGGGAAGAAAGACAUGGCAGGGUCAGUUAGUAAACCACAGCAUCGAAAACCUUAUAAAUGUCAGGAGUGUGGGAAAGCCUUCAGAGUCCCUUCUGAGCUUGCUAGACACCAAAGAGUUCAUACCAAAGAGAAGCCUUUUUCAUGCCAGUAUUGUAACCAUUCCUUCAGGUGGAGUUCAGAUUUUAAAAAACAUUGCCUGGCACACCAAGGGAUAAAACUGUAUAAGUGCUCCUGGUGCCAGAAAAGCUUUGUUCAUAGCACAAACUUACGUACACACAUAGUAAUUCAUACAGGAGUGAAACCCUUUAAGUGUCUGGAAUGUGAGAAAGCUUUUGCUCAGAAAUGUCACCUCAUUAAACACCAGGUAGUCCACACUGGUGAGCAACCCUAUACCUGUAGCCUGUGUGAGAGAAAGUUUAACAGAAGGUCCAGCCUUCUCAGACACGAGAAGAAACGUUGUCCAGUAGCAAAGACGAUGGCUGAAGUAAAUCAGAACAGUGAAGUGACAAACUGUAGAGAAGACAAUUAG